GUUUAAAGUUACAAAUUUAAAGAAAAAUUUUUUAAGGGAAAAAAAAAGGAGCACCAUUCAAAGUUCAAACAUAUUAGUACUUUCUUCACUCCUCACUCUCUACUUCUACAACUUCUACACUCAACAAACAAGCGCUGCUCCACUCUACAGCUACAUAGUAGUACUUCUUGUGACUUUUUCUGUGUCCUAUAUAUAUAUAUACACACACAUAGAGUCUUCAAUCUCAGAUUCUCAUUUUAUUUUACCCACAUUUCCAUUCAUCCACCGUUUCCAACGACCAUGCCAUCACCACCGCUUACGGUGUUCCUUACAGUUAUUUUCUUAUCCCUUCUUGCCGGAGCGGUGCCGGCUGUUCAGUGUUGGCGGCCGUGGCCCAAUCAGAAACCCAACUCCACCGAUCUUAUCUUUGGUGGGUCCAAGAAAUAUGAGGGCUCCUCUGAGUUUGUUAAUUUAAGGUACCAUAUGGGUCCGGUGCUCACUGCUAAUAUCACCGUGUAUCCUAUUUGGUACGGGGUUUGGCAAAAUUCCCAGAAGCGGAUCAUCCGGGAGUUUAUCAACUCCAUCUCCGCCGUUGAUUCCAAGCCGCCUUCCGUUUCCGGGUGGUGGAAAACCGUCCAGCAGUAUACUGACCAGACCGGUGCUAAUAUCUCCCGCCACGUCAUCCUGGGGGAGGAGAAAAACGACCGGUUCUAUUCCCACGGCAAAUCCCUGACCCGGUUGUCGAUUCAGUCGGUUAUCAAAAGCUCCGUCACGGCCCGAACCAAGCCGUUGCCGAUUAACCCCAAGAGUGGGGUUUAUCUUUUGCUCACAUCCCAAGACGUGUACGUCCAGGAUUUCUGCAACAACGUCUGUGGGUUCCAUUAUUUCACAUUCCCUUCGAUUGUGGGAUACACGCUGCCGUACGCGUGGGUGGGGAAUUCCGCCAAGCUCUGCCCCGGGGUUUGUGCUUACCCCUUCGCCGUUCCGGCGUAUAUCCCCGGGUUGAAACCGGUGCAGCCGCCGAACGGCGACAUCGGGGUGGACGGGAUGAUAAGCGUGAUCGGACACGAGAUUGCUGAGCUGUCGACCAACCCGCUGGUGAACGCGUGGUAUGCGGGUCAGGACCCGGUGUUCCCGGUGGAGAUUGCGGAUCUGUGCGAAGGGAUAUAUGGGACAGGCGGAGGCGGGUCGUACACCGGGCAGAUGUUGAACGGGGCAGAUGGGGCAACGUACAACAUGAAUGGGAUCCGACGCAGAUUUUUGCUGCAAUGGGUUUGGAACAAUCAAUUGAAUUAUUGCACUGGCCCAAAUGCCCUUGAUCACUAGUAAAUUGUUCAUUUACUGCUUACUGUUAUUGUGGAGAAAGGGGAAAGGGAUGGGAUAUGGUUGCCUUAUUUUGCUCUGUUGGUUGAUAUAUGAUUCUCAUUUUCCUGCUUUGUUUUUUUUUUUUUUUUUUUUGCAUUGAGUUUGUUAAAAUAUUAGCAGUUCAUAUAUAUAGCAAUGUUAUAGAAUUAGUUAAAAAUUUCCCCUACUUUUGGAAUAUUUACGUAUUAGUUAUAUUAUUACUAUGAUUACUACUAGUAAUUCUGUAUAUACUACUACUAUGGGAUAGGGUAGAUAAAGAGUUACUCUUGUAUUUUGGACUUUCUAUGGAAAUAAUCAGCAUUGUCCUGAGCAAAUUGUUUUUGGCCAGAUUUUUGGUCCAGCAUUUUGCCUGCCGGAAUGAGUCAAAAUUUCCCCAGGCCAAUAGAAAUGGAAACGCAAGAACAAGAACUAGUACGUUAAUUAAUAAUGGUGUGCCCGCCCUUUCUUUUGUGCAUGGGGAGGUUGACGUUUGCCACAUCAUAGUUUGAAAAUUGAGCCUUGUUGCCAAUAAAGUAAACGUUAAUCAUUAGACUCACGUUGCUGUAAUUUUUUUUAAAGUAACCUUGGGAAUUCUAUCAGGAACGCCCCCCCGUUAUAGCCAGAAAUGUAUAGUAGUAAAAUUUUGCGGGAGGCUUUUAUAGUUUUAUGCUUCUAAAUUCUAACCAUGUAAUUUCAGUGCGAAAAAAUAAUGAGGCGUGCAGUCUGAGAAUGGUGAAUUCUCACCUGGUGGGAUUAGCUGUAAUUCUGUACUGACGUCUAUCGGGCAUCGGGGCAUCAAAUAUCACUCUUAAAACCCUUCUGGCCGAAAUGAAUACUUUGAAUGCAUUAAAGUUUCUAGUCCAGAAGUUGGCCGGUGCCCUGUGUCGAAUGAGAUGUGGUUAUUUUUGGUUUUUGUCAAAUUGCAGUAAUUAUGGCUGGCAAAUACACCACCGC
Molecule: messenger RNA, 2277 nt
Organism: Oldenlandia corymbosa var. corymbosa
Lineage: Eukaryota; Viridiplantae; Streptophyta; Magnoliopsida; Gentianales; Rubiaceae
Source: the annotation of a GenBank genome assembly